Messenger RNA from Diaporthe citri, 690 nucleotides. RefSeq lists its product as uncharacterized. Lineage: Eukaryota; Fungi; Ascomycota; Sordariomycetes; Diaporthales; Diaporthaceae. The transcript has 2 exons. Bases 1 to 690 code for a protein of 229 amino acids. Gene Ontology annotation, biological process: L-histidine biosynthetic process. The record is from RefSeq and is a predicted model, not a curated record. Gene Ontology annotation, molecular function: imidazoleglycerol-phosphate dehydratase activity.
AUGAGCACCUCGAAUUCAGCCCCACGGUGGACAGCCCUCGCGCGCGACACCAACGAGACGAGCAUCCAGCUGGCCCUGAAUCUCGACGGCGGCGCAUUCCCACCAGAGACAGACUCGAGGCUCGUCACGGCGCAAGGGCAUGCAUCGCAGUCAAGCAAAUCGCAGACGAUAAGCGUCAACACAGGAAUCGGCUUCUUGGACCACAUGCUCCACGCGCUGGCAAAACACGCCGGCUGGAGCUUGGCGAUCGCCUGCAAGGGCGACCUGCACAUCGACGACCACCACACCGCCGAAGACGUCUGCAUAGCGCUCGGCAGCGCCUUCGGCACGGCGCUGACCUCGAUGGCGGGGCUCGCGCGCUUCGGCUACGCAUACGCACCUCUCGACGAGGCGCUCAGCCGCGCGGUCGUGGACCUCUCGAACCGUCCGUACAGCGUCGUGGACCUGGGCCUGAAGCGCGAGAAGAUCGGCGACCUGAGCUGCGAGAUGAUCCCCCACUGCCUGCAGAGCUUCGCGCAGGGCGCGCGCGUCACGCUGCACGUCGACUGCCUGCGGGGCGAGAACGACCACCACAGGGCCGAGUCGGCCUUCAAGGCGCUGGCCGUAGCGAUACGCAUGGCGACGAGCAGGAUCCCCGGCAGGGAGGGCGAGGUGCCGAGCACCAAGGGGACGCUGAGCGCGCUGGGGUAG